AUGGUUCGUUACGCUGCCAAAGCAUCCAAUCCCGCUAAAUCAGCUUCAGCUCGUGGAUCAUACUUGAGAGUUUCAUUCAAGAAUACUAGAGAAACUGCACAAGCAAUCAAUGGUUGGAAAUUAACUAAAGCUCAACAAUACUUGGAUCAAGUCUUGGACCACAAAAGAGCUAUCCCAUUCAGAAGAUUCAACCACUCCAUUGGUAGAACCGGUCAAGGAAAAGAAUUUGGUGUCACUAAAGCAAGAUGGCCUGCAAAAUCUGUUAAUUUCAUCAAGGAUCUUUUAAGAAAUGCUCAAGCCAAUGCUGAAGCAAAAGGUUUGGACGUUGAAAAAUUAAUCAUCUCAAACAUUCAAGUCAACCAAGCACCAAAACAGAGAAGAAGAACAUACAGAGCUCACGGUAGAAUAAAUGCUUACCAAUCAAGUCCUUCUCAUAUCGAAUUAACCUUGACUGAAGAAGCUGAAACUGUUGAAAAAGCUACCGAUAAAGCUGUUGUAAGAUUAAACUCUAGACAACGUGGAAGAUUGGCUAGUCAAAAACGUUUGACUGCUGCUCCUGCUGCUGCUUCUGCUUAA
This is a messenger RNA of Lodderomyces oxycetoniae, 576 nucleotides long. RefSeq names its product 60S ribosomal protein uL22 (gene RPL17B). Gene Ontology annotation, molecular function: structural constituent of ribosome. Gene Ontology annotation, cellular component: cytosolic large ribosomal subunit; ribosome. Lineage: Eukaryota; Fungi; Ascomycota; Pichiomycetes; Serinales; Debaryomycetaceae. The coding region runs from base 1 to 576 and encodes 191 amino acids. Gene Ontology annotation, biological process: cytoplasmic translation. The record is from RefSeq and is a predicted model, not a curated record. The transcript has a single exon.